Messenger RNA from Zea mays, 2033 nucleotides. Its product is annotated as spermine synthase1. The transcript is spliced from 13 exons. Lineage: Eukaryota; Viridiplantae; Streptophyta; Magnoliopsida; Poales; Poaceae. The coding region runs from base 575 to 1744 and encodes 389 amino acids. The record is from RefSeq and is a predicted model, not a curated record. Gene Ontology annotation, biological process: spermidine biosynthetic process. Gene Ontology annotation, cellular component: cytosol. Gene Ontology annotation, molecular function: spermidine synthase activity.
GCAAAGCGACCACGCCCACGUUCUUUUGCUUGUUUCUCAUCCUCGUGCCUUGGAAUUGUCCGUUGUUUUGUCGCCCAACUUUUCGGGUGGGGGGACGCCGUUCUGGUUUCCGUUUUGCGUCGCUGGGUUUGCUAAUCGCGGUCGCAGCUGCGGCUCGCCACUUCGCUCUCUCAAAACGCCAAAAUAUUAUCUAAAACUGUUUGAUUACCGUCGGGUGUCGGUGGAGCUGCGGCAAUAAAAAAAAAGAGGACCUAUUCGCGUCCUAUAUCUGCAAAGGAAUUGCUGGAAAAGUUUCGCUGCUGCCUUCUCUUCUUUUUCUGCUGCGUACAAGAAACAGUCUUUGCUCGCGUCGUGGGUUCUUCCCCUGUUCGAUUCACCGCGAGGUCUGCGACGGAGGUUUGCGUGCCUCCGAUUGCUGCAUCCGUUGCUGAUCGAGGGUGUAGCAACCUGUCACGCGUAGACAUGCUGCUUUCUGUGCCUAUCCAGAUGGCUUUGAAUCCUUCAUUUCGAUUCCGUGCGAAGCAGCACUGAUAAUGACGCUCAAGACUGGGACCUUCAAAGAGCAAUAGGACUCAUGGAGGUUGGAGACGCAAGAAACGGUUCUGCAGCAGCGGCACUGACAAAGGGAGGUGCGGAUGAUGCCGCCCGCAAACCGCUCCCUCCUUGCUGCGUCAAGGCCAAGGCGCGGGUGCCUGAAACCGAGGCCAACUGCCAUGAUACUGUGGUUUCAGGGUGGUUCACGGAACCCAGAUCGCGUUUUGGUAAAACAAGCAAAGUGCAGUACUUCAAUAACCCGAUGUGGCCUGGAGAGGCCCAUUCAUUGAAAGUGGAGAAGAUCUUGUUUCAAGGGAAAUCGCCUUACCAAGAAAUUUUAGUUUUUGAGUCUUCAACCUAUGGAAAUGUUCUUGUGCUUGAUGGUAUAGUUCAGUUGACUGACAAGGAUGAAUGCGCAUACCAGGAAAUGGUUACUCACCUUCCACUGUGCUCAAUUCCUGCACCGAAGAAUGUUUUGGUUGUUGGAGGUGGUGAUGGUGGUGUACUGCGCGAAAUAGCCAGACAUGAUUCAGUGGAAACUAUUGAUAUAUGUGAGAUUGAUCAACUAGUUAUUGAUGUUUCCAAAGAAUUCUUUCCAAACUUAUCCAUUGGAUUCAAAGAUCCUCGUGUCCGACUUCAUGUUGGUGAUGCUGUUGAUUUCCUGAGGAAUUCUCCCGAAGGAAAAUAUGAUGCUAUUAUUGUAGAUUCAUCAGAUCCAAUUGGGCCAGCACAGGCACUCGUGGAGAAACCGUUUAUUCAGACAAUUGCUAGAGCUUUGAAGCCUGGUGGUGUUCUUUGUAAUCUUGCUGAGAGCAUGUGGCUGCACACACAUCUAAUCCAGGAUAUGCUUGCUAUCUGUCGACAGACAUUCAAAGGUGCUGUGCACUAUGCCUGGACAAGUGUUCCAACAUAUCCCAGUGGUGUCAUUGGAUUUUUGCUAUGUGCAAAAGAAGGUCGUGCAGUGAACUUCUUGACUCCUGCGAAUCCAAUUGAGAAAAUAGAAGGAGCAGCAAAAGCUGGAAGGGAACUCAGAUUUUACAAUUCCGAGAUCCAUAGGGCUGCUUUUGUUCUGCCAACAUUUGUAAGAAGAGAACUGGAAGCAUAUACCACUCCUAUUAGUUCUGCUGAAAACGAGAAACCGAAAGAAUCAGUGUCAGAACCGCAGAAGAUAAAGAUAUUGUCAAACAACGCCAUUCUUACAGCUUCCUAGCCCUGAGCCGUACUCAAUCUUGCUCGGUAUAGUUGUAUUCUCACAGAAUAAAUCAGUCACUGGCUUUUGCUGACACCGCACGAGCAGCUUUAGUAUAGAAUGAUGAUCGAUUGAAUAAGAGGGUGGAUAUUGAACUGAUGUAAUGCCUCUGCCGAAACAAUAUGUCUCCCUAUCUUGUUAGGCGUGUUGUGUGUUGUGCACGAUUUCAGCUGUAGCUUGUAAAUUGUACGACCCGUUGAUGUAAUGUAUACCCUGCGUUUGUGCUGAGAAAUCACUUCUUUUGCCCGUC